Xyrauchen texanus (razorback sucker) is the source of this 2261-nucleotide messenger RNA. RefSeq names its product ADP-ribosylhydrolase ARH1-like. The coding region runs from base 126 to 1205 and encodes 359 amino acids. The transcript has 8 exons. The record is from RefSeq and is a predicted model, not a curated record. Lineage: Eukaryota; Metazoa; Chordata; Actinopteri; Cypriniformes; Catostomidae. Gene Ontology annotation, molecular function: ADP-ribosylarginine-[protein] hydrolase activity; magnesium ion binding. Gene Ontology annotation, biological process: protein de-ADP-ribosylation.
GGGCUGCCGGGGGUUACUUUUGAGACACAGCUAGCAAAGUGUCCGGCUUGAAUGCUCCACUUUUAAAUCCUCCUCCGACUGCAACCGGCAAAUCUCACCGAUCGAGCAGUUCAAGUUUUAUAAUAAUGGAAGCAAUAAGACCUGUCUCCAAGGAACAUUAUAAAGCAGGCAUGCUGCUCAGUGGUGUAGGAGAUGCGAUGGGAUACAGGAAUGGGCUGUGGGAAUUUAACAAAUCCGGUCCUGCCAUCCACAAGGAACUGCAAAACCUCGGAGGACUGAAAAAGAUCUGUGUGAAGCUUCCUGAUUGGCCUGUUAGUGACGACACAGUGCUUCACCUGGCAACUGCUGAAGCUCUAGCAACAGGUAAAGAAGGUGAGGCGUUACUUCAUGAGGUUGCGUUGCGUUAUGUGGAGGCAAUGAAGGACAUGGACAACAGGGCGCCAGGACAUGCAUGCAUUCUGGGGGCUUCACAGUUGCGUCCGGGCACUGAAGGGGGUUACAGGGUCCCCUACAAUCCAAGGGGCGCAGGGUGUGGGGCAGCUAUGAGGUCCAUGUGCAUCGGCCUUAGAUACCCUAAUACUGAGCAGCUGUCCUCACUGGUUGCGGUUGCUGUGGAGACUGGACGAAUGACUCAUAAUCAUCCAACCGGAUUUCUCGGAGCUGUGGCUGCAGCUUUGUUCGCUGCCUAUGCGGUCCAGCGCAGACCAGUCAUGAGCUGGGGUUUGGGUUUGUUGGAGGAAGCUUGUCCUGUAGCAAAGCAGUAUGUACAGACUGCAGGAUAUGCUGUUGGUGAGACAGAGAAAGACUGGGGCUACUUUACUGAAAAAUGGAAAUGGUAUUUGGAUCUCCGGGGAUUGUCUUCUGGUACUGGUCCAGUUGUCUGGCCUGAACCAUAUGGUUUAGCUGAACGAGACGGGGCCUACAAGAGCUUCAGCUUUUCUGGUUGUGCGGGUAGCUGUGGUCACGAUGCUCCAAUGAUAGCUCUGGAUGCUCUGUUGGGGGCGGGGUCAGACUGGGAGGAGCUAAUGAGUCGAGCAGCAUUUCAUGGAGGAGAUAGUGACAGCACCGCAGUGAUCGCCUGCUGCUGUUGGGGUCUGCUGUACGGGACAGGGGGAGUGCCAAUGUCUAACUAUAGUAAGCUGGAGUACAGGGUCCGACUGAAGAGCGCGGCUAAAAAACUUUAUGCUCUUUCGAGAAGAAACUAACACACAGUAAAAUACGCCUCAUAUAAACACAGAAAAAGAUGUCAUUAAAAUAAUUAGGGUUUUUAACUAAUUUAGUAAAUUGAGGUUUGUCAGUGUUUAGAACAGUUUAACUACUUUUUAAGCAAACUUGAAUGCUUUUACAUUUGUAAGGUGCGUUCACACACACAACAAUUAAUCUGAAAGAGAUUGCAAAGCCGCUGUACAUUAUCCAAUUGUAUGAGGUAUAAAAUCAUGUUUGCUGCAUCACAGUGUAUUUGCAUAAUGUUGAACCAGUGUUAUUUUCAUUUACAAAACUAAAGUCAGUUUUAUUUGUAUAGCACAUUUCACAACAUAAUUUCAAAGCAGCUUUAUAGAAAAUUAUGCUUUAAGACAUUACCUAUAUUACAGCUUAUUUUUCUGUUAGAGUCAUAAUAGUGAAGUUUAUUAAAAAAAACAUGAUUGUAAAUUGUGCCUUAAAAUAAAUCAAGUAGUAUAAAUAAGUAAAUAAUAUUUGUAUUUAGACCCCUGAAGGCGAAAAAACUUUAUAUGAAAAACAAAUUUUCUUUAACUGAAAUAAAAACAUGAUGGGGAAAAAGCUGAAACUUAACUAAAAUAUGUUUCAUAAAUCCAAAACUAACUCAAAUAAAAUAAAAAUGACCUCAAAUAAAUUUUAUCUUUAGAUUUUGAUACUCAAUACAUUAUAAAAUUAGAAAUGUGUUGAUAUUAAGUCAAAGUGGGAGUUUUGACUAAUUGAAAGAACUAGUCUCUCCACAUUGGUUGCGUAUUCAUUGCAAUGGGCAUUAAAUCUCUUAAACUCUCAUCCUCCACAAUAUUAAUAUUAAUUCAUCUUCUGGUGGACUGUGGCUAUCCGCAUUCCUACAGCAGUCGUGAAGCUGCGUUCAUGAUUUGUGUCAGAGCGUCAAUGCCAGAGCCAAGCGCCAUGUUGAACUCCAUGGGGAAAAGUGCUUACAGACAAACAUGUCUAAUUCUUUUUUUUGUGAUAGUUAAGAUUUGACAUGCUUGUAUGUUAAUUAAAAUAAGAAUAAAUUCAAUAAAACUAAUUGAUUUCUGUCACAA